AUGUCUGAUAUUAUCAUUGUUGGAGGGGGGGUUUUUGGGCUCUCAACUGCGGCCCACUUUGCACGCUCGCACACUGUGACAGUGAUAGAUAAGUUCACGAUCCCAUCACCAUUAUCAGCGUCCACUGAUUACAACAAAAUUGUAAGACUGGAAUACAAUGACGAAGUCUACGCAAAUAUGGCUGUCGAGGCUAUGGAAUAUUGGCAAGGCAAAGGUAAUACUGUACUACCUCCGGGCUUGCUGCAAGACUCGUACUCGCACUGCGGGCGUAUUUCUGUCGUCCCACCGAAGUCUUCGCCCAGAUAUGGUUUCGAAAUUGAGAGCUUGAAGUUGCUAAGGGAGCGAUUUGGUCGUUGUGACGCUGUCGCAGAAUUCAGUGACGAUUUGACAUGCGGUGGGAUGUUUCCGGAGUUUAAGUCAAGUCAUGGCCAAGGCACCUUUAGAUUCAACCCCGAUUGUGGCAUUGGCCUCGCAGCCAAGUCUCUUUUGACUUUAAAAAGGCAUUGCGAAUCUCUUGGGGUAUCAUUUUUAGAGAACGAUGGGGUUGCGUGCAUUGAUGGUGGAGACGAACGUGUGAAGAUUACCUUAGCGUCCGGAAAGGAGUUAUUUGCUCAGAGGGCGCUUGUAGCCUGUGGCGCGAACACCUCGACUGUUGUGAACCUCAAUGGCAGCGUUAAAUCUACCGGGCUAUACGUGGGCCAUAUUCAAUUAAGUGUGGAAGAGUUCGAAAAAUAUAAGAACAUCCCGGUCGUGUUUGAUCCGACGAUGGGAUACUUUUUCCCGCCCGAUCGUGAAACAAGGCUUCUCAAGCUCUGUGCAAGCGCCAGCUCGACCUACGACAAAGCUAGCGGCGGUCUAUUGCCGCGGUAUCAACACCUCGAGCCUGAUACCGUGAAGAGCAUUCCAGUGCAGUCCGUGGCCCAGAUCCGGACCUUGAUCCACGAGUACUUGCCUGAGCUCGAGUUUGAUUCCCAAGGCCAGUUGCGCGAGGUCAAAGACUGCAAGAUCUGCUGGAUUAGCGAUACGUCCAAUUCUGAUUUUAUCAUUGACGAAGUGCCAUCGAAACCAAACGUUUUCGUGAGUUGCGGAGACUCCGGACACGGUUACAAGUUUCUUCCCAACAUUGGGUCCUACAUCAAGGCCAGAAUGGACCGCAAUCUCUCGCCGCAGUUAGCUAGCAAGUGGGCUCUGCGUGAAAGUCACUGGACAACCCAAACAAUUCCCUGGAGAGUAGAACACAAGCGGAAACACAUUGACGAGAUAGAAUGGCAUUGA
Lachancea meyersii CBS 8951 is the source of this 1275-nucleotide messenger RNA. NCBI's taxonomy places the organism in Eukaryota, Fungi, Ascomycota, Saccharomycetes, Saccharomycetales, Saccharomycetaceae. The record is from the annotation of a GenBank genome assembly.